Molecule: messenger RNA, 1023 nt
Organism: Apis dorsata (giant honeybee)
Lineage: Eukaryota; Metazoa; Arthropoda; Insecta; Hymenoptera; Apidae
Gene: Tim10
Product: mitochondrial import inner membrane translocase subunit Tim10
Exons: 2
Coding region: 718-993 (91 amino acids)
Biological process (GO): protein insertion into mitochondrial inner membrane
Cellular component (GO): mitochondrial inner membrane
Source: RefSeq, a predicted model, not a curated record
AAAAUUUACUCCUAUACUAUAUUUGAUUAAUUUUAAUAAUUUUUUUUUAUUGAAUUUAUUGAUUAAAAACUUAAAUAAUUUUAUUAAACAAGUAAUAAUAAUAAUAUUUAAUCAAUUAUAUUAAUUUUAUGUGCAACUUGUUACAUUAAAUAAAUCUUCUUAUCAAGAGUUGAAAUUGUUUUAUUCACUAUUAUUAUUGAAAAUAAUUAAUAUUUGAUAAAUUAUUAUUUCAAAUAAUUUUUAAUGAUUAAAUUUUAAUUUUAAUUAAUUAAUAUGUAACUUUUAUUUUUAUAUUUUUAUUUUUUAUAUCAUAUAUAUAUUUAUUCUUUUUUUAUUUUUACAUGGAAAGUAAAUUAAAAAGUAGGGUGACAUACAUUUUAUUAAAUUUUUUUAAUUUAGUGUUUCAUAAUAUGUUUCAUAAUAUGUUUCAUAAUAUGUAAUGUUAGAUCUAUGUUGUACAUCAUCUAUGGUAAAAAUUACAUGAUCGUAUUUUACUUAGUCACAUGAUCGCAUAAUAGCGUGGUCACAAAGUUAUAUGAAUGAAUGUACAGGUUUAUAUCUGCUGGAAUAGGAGUAUAUGCUUUUUCAAAAGCAAGAAAAAAUAUAAAUGCAAAAAGAUAUAAAAAUAUGAAAACGAGACAGUUCCAGAUUUCUAAUAAUUAGACUUAUUUGUGCAUUUAAAUAAUUGUAAAAUAAUAAUUGAUAAUUAUUUAAAAAAUGGCUGCAUUACCUCAGUUUAGUGAAGAACAAUUGAAGUUAGUACGAGAUAUAGAAAUAGAAAUGAUGACUGAUAUGUUUCAUCGUAUGACAGCAGCAUGUCACAGAAAAUGUAUUCCACCAAAAUAUACUAGUUCAGAAUUAAGUAAAGGUGAAUCUGUAUGUCUUGAUCGUUGUAUUGCUAAAUACUUAGAUGUACAAGAACGUAUUGGGAAAAAAUUACAACAAAUUUCUUUGCAAGAAGGCAAAAUUGUAGAACAACCAAAAUUAAGUUAAACAAAAUAAAAUAGUUUAUUAAGAGAAAUA